UCUCUCUCUCUCUCUCUCUCUCCAUUUUUUAGGGUUUUAGGGUUUUUCAUCUUCUCUUUCUCUCCAUUUCUGCUGCAAUGAAGAGCACUUCGAAUCACAGGAACGGAAUCCCGCGAGGAAUUUCGACCUCUGAAAACCCUCAUUCCCCAAACCCUUCUUCUCAGAAGCAUCAGAGAUCUUCCCGCCGAAUGAGAUCUGGAUUUGAAAAUGUCGAUCCAAACACGAUCGCAGAUCCUUCACUCCUGUCGCCUUCUCCCGCAUCGAAAUUGUCCUCUGCAGCAAAGAUCAGAAGUCCACUCCCGCCGCGGCCACCGCCAAAUCCUCUCAAACGGAAAUUGAUUGCUGAAACCGCAGUUGACAAUGGAACCCUAGCACCUGCUGAUUCCGGCGUGCAGGUAAUAGUCCGAAUGCGGCCUCCAAAAGAGGAAGAGGAAGAAGGGGGACAGAUAGUAAAGAAGACUUCCACUAAUUCCUUGUCCAUCCUUGAUCAUGUGUUCACAUUUGAUUCUGUUGCUGACACAGAUUCAAGCCAGCAAGAUAUAUUCGAGCUUGUAGGCUUGCCAUUGGUUGAGAACUGUUUGGCUGGGUUUAACAGUUCCAUAUUUGCAUAUGGACAGACUGGUAGCGGAAAGACAUAUACCAUGUGGGGACCACCAAAUGCCUUGGUUGAAGAUAAUCCGUCGAGUAAUCAUCAAAAGGGUUUAACUCCCCGUGUCUUCGAGCGACUUUUUGUGCGAAUAACUGAAGAGCAAGAUAAGCAAACUGACAAACAGUUGAAUUAUCAAUGCCGCUGUUCAUUUUUGGAGAUUUAUAAUGAACAAAUCACUGACUUAUUGGAUCCAAAUCAAAGGAACCUUCAGAUUAGAGAAGAUGUCAAGUGUGGUGUGUAUGUAGACAAUUUGACUGAGGAGUAUGUCUGUACAAUGAAGGACAUAAGGCAACUUCUAAUAAAGGGGUUGGCAAAUAGGAAAAUUGGCUCUACGAGCAUAAAUGCAGAGAGUUCGCGCUCACAUAGUGUCUUUACUUGUGUUAUCGAAUCUCGUUGCAAGAGCACAGCAAAUGGACUAAGCAGUUUGAGGACCAGCAGAAUCAAUCUGGUUGAUCUUGCUGGAUCAGAAAGACAGAAAUUGACAGAUGCAACAGGAGAUCGUUUGAAGGAAGCAGGGAAUAUUAAUCGUUCCCUUUCUCAGCUUGGGAACGUGAUAAAUAUUCUUGCAGAAGUUUCCCAAUCAGGAAAGCAAAGGCACAUUCCAUAUAGAGAUUCCAGGUUGACAUUCUUAUUACAGGAAUCUUUGGGUGGCAAUGCAAAAUUGGCAAUGAUUUGUGCAAUUUCGCCAGCACAAAGCUGUAAGAGGGAAGCAUUCAGCACUUUGAGAUUUGCACAGUGUGCAAAGGCCAUAAAGAACAAAGCGGUUGUGAAUGAAGUCACCCAGGAUGAUGUGAAAGCCAUGAGGGAACUCAUACGCCAACUGAAGGAUGAGCUUCAACGAAUAAAGUCCAAUGGUGCUUAUUCAACUGGAUGGGAUGCACGUAGAAGCUUGAAUCUUUUGAGGUUAAGCCUCAAUCAUCCAGCAACAUUGCCUCGUGUGGAAGAUGACAGUGAUGAGGAGAUGGAAAUUGAUGAGGAAGAUGUUGAGAAGCUUUGUCUUCAAGUAGGUCUGCAAUCAGCUACCUUCAGAGAACAUGUUCACAAUGUGGACAAGCUACCUGUCCAGUCAGAAGGUAUAGCCUGUGAAGGAUUGAAAGCUUCAAAGGAGGACUUUUCUAUAAUUGGUUGUGUCAGCAAGCAAGACAUCGAGGAGGCUGAUGUCAAUAUGGAAGACUGUCAAUCAGAAAUGGCAUCUGACGAAGUCAAUGAGCACGAAGUGGCUGUUGCAAAUGUCCCAGUUUUACCCAGCCGUGACAUGCUAAAUGGUCAUGAAGGUAAUAAUGAUGAAAAGCACACGGUCCAUACAACAACUGAUUUACUUAACUGUAGUUCUGCGGGAGAUCCAAUUGAGGAAAAGCUUUUGAUGUCCCCAGACUGUAAGUUGUUUAAUGGAGGAUCACUUGAUGAGCCUGUGGAAGAAAAAGGCUCCACAUGUGUGGAGACUUUGGAGGAAAAGGUCUUUGCUCAGGUAGACUCUAAACCAACAGUUGGAGAUUCUCCGGAUAUACUUGCAGAUCUACCUCAAAAUUCUCCCAAUAGCCUUAGCAUUGUGCCAUGUGAUUCAUCACCAGUCCUGCGAUCUCCAACAUUAAGUGCCUCACCCAGAGUUGAUAACAACAGCACGAAAAGUCUUAGGACAUCAUUGACAUUAACAGCAUCUGGGAGAGAUGUAGCAGACGACAUUAAGUCAUCGACAUUAACAGCAAGAAAGAAGCCAUCUCUUGCACGGUCACUGAGAAAUAGUUCUUCCAGUGCUCUCUCCUCUAAAGCAAUUAUGAAUUCCCUUGCGCCAACCACAAACCUGGCAGCUAGCCUUCAUCGUGGUCUUCAAAUUGUCGACAGUCACAAGCAGAGUUUGGGUUUGAGGCAAUCUUCAUUCAGGUUUCCGUUUAAACCUCUGGAUCUCAAUCCAUUUUUGUCAGUCGAAAAGGUUGAUGUGGGCGUUCAAACUUUUCUGGAAGAGCCAGAAAUGCUGGAAGAUGUAUCAGAAUUCGUGUGCAGUUAUUGCAAGACAAGAACACUUCAGCUUGAAUGCAACAAAGAGGCUAACGAUACUACCGAACUGCAGUUAGUACCUGUCGAGGAAUCACAGGUUACAGAAAAAUCCAAGAAGCAAGUACCAAAAGCAGUGGAGAAGGUCUUGGCAGGAGCCAUCAGGAGAGAAAUGGCACUUGAUGAAUAUUGUGCCAAGCAAGCUGCGGAAAUUACACAACUCAACCGUUUGGUCCAACAAUACAAGCACGAACGUGAAUGCAAUGCAAUAAUUGAACAGACACGAGAGGAUAAAAUCCAUCGUCUCGAGGCCCUUAUGGAUGGUGUUUUACCCACAGAGGAUUUCAUGGAGGAAGAGUUUAUGUCUCUUGCAAAUGAGCACAAGCUUCUGAGAGAGAAAUAUGAGAACCAUCCUGAGGUACUGAGGACAAAAAUCGAGUUAAAAAGAGUUCAAGACGAGCUGGAUGGGUAUCGAAACUUCUUUGAUAUGGGCGAGAGGGAUGUCUUAAUGGAAGAAAUUCAGCAUUUGAGAAGCCAGUUGCAGUAUUACAUAGACUCUUCAGUUUCACCCAUGCCACCUCGAAAACGGAGUCCUUUGCUUCAGUUGACGUAUCCAAGCGAAACCAUUCCAGCUCCUCUUGGUAUGAUCCCAGAAUCUACUGAAGAAACCCAGGAAUCUACUGAAGAAACUGCUGAGGAUAAAUUUGAACAGGAGAGGCGUCAUUGGACUGAGACAGAGAGCAAAUGGAUAUCUCUUUCUGAAGAACUGAGGCUUGAGCUGGAUGCAAGCAAAUCUCUUGCGAGAAAACAGAAGCAAGAGCUUGACUCUGAGAAGAAAUGCUCAGAGGAGCUGAAAGAGGCACUACAAAUGGCAAUGCAGAGUCAUGCUCGCAUUCUUGAGCAGUAUGCAGAUCUUCAGGAGAAGCACAUUGCUUUGCUUGCAAGGCAUCGGAAGAUUACAGAUGGGAUAGAAGAUGUAAAACGAGCAGCUGCAAAAGCAGGAGUCAAGGGUGCUGAAUCUAGGUUCAUUAAUUCCCUUGCUGCUGAAAUUUCAGCUCUGAAAGUGGAAAGAGAGAAGGAGAGGCGGUACUUCAGAGACGAAAACAGAGGACUUCAAUCUCAACUGAGGGAUACUGCUGAAGCUGUACAGGCUGCUGGCGAACUGCUUGUGCGCCUUAAAGAAGCAGAGGAAGCUGCUGCAGUCGGGCAAAAGCGGGCCACAUUGGCAGAGCAAGUGGCUGAAAAAGCUCACCAAGAAAUUGUUGAGUUGAAGAAGAAGCAUGAAAGAGAGAUCAGCACUCUGAACCAGUUCCUGGCAGAGUCUCGUCUGCCCAAGGAAGCGCUGAGACACACGCAUGAUGAUGCCAAUGUGCCCACCAGAUAUGAUGGAGGGGAGAGUGAUGAACGGUGGAGACAAGAGUUUGAGCCGUUCUAUGAUGGAGGAGACAGCGAGUUCUCAAGAAUAGCUGAGCCUUCGUCAUGGUUUACCGGGUAUGAUAAGUGCAACAUUUAGAAACUGUUACUGGCGGCGGGCACAGCGAUGUAUGUAUGUAUAAUCGACAUCUUUUUUACAACUCGACAGAUGCAGGAUCUCUUGCUGAUUGCAAGGCCUGAUCGAAAGGUCUUUCAGCAGCUGAAAAACGGGUGGCUCCUGAUGCCAUAUGCUUUGGGGCUGAGAACUUGGGUUGUUAUAUGUAUGUAUUUCUAGUGUGGGUUUUUUGAGGUUUAAUGGAACGAAAUAACGAAUGAUUGAAGUAUUAUGGUGUUUGAUUUCCGCCUAUAAUCUUCAUCGGCAAGCAGCAGCUGAAAAACAGGCGGCUCCUGAGAAAAAAAAAAAAGAGCUCCUUGUUAAUCGGUUCUCAUUUCUCACUUCUCUCGGCCAUUGUGUGGACUAUGACUGAAAGGUCUUUGAGCAGCUCAGAAAACGAACGACUCCUGAUCCAUGCUUCAGAGCUGAAUUUUUGUUAUAUGUAUUUGUAAUGCACGUUUAUAGUGCUGUUUGGUGGAAUGAUGAAAUAACAAAAAUGAUUGUGUUAUAGAGACUGAUUUAUCAU
Molecule: messenger RNA, 4695 nt
Organism: Magnolia sinica
Lineage: Eukaryota; Viridiplantae; Streptophyta; Magnoliopsida; Magnoliales; Magnoliaceae
Product: kinesin-like protein KIN-12A
Exons: 16
Coding region: 78-4154 (1358 amino acids)
Biological process (GO): microtubule-based movement
Molecular function (GO): microtubule binding; ATP binding; microtubule motor activity
Source: RefSeq, a predicted model, not a curated record